AUGUUGCUGACUUCAUCGUGGAUUCCAGAUUUAGUACUUUUUCUUGCAACGAUAUCGUUGGUGUCAUACUUGUAUGCAACUAGAAAAUUCGAUUAUUGGAAAAAACGCAAUGUCCUCUACCAAAAACCUGUACCAUUCUUUGGCAAUUUCAAAGAAGUAAUUACUUUGAAAAAACAAAUUGGUAUAUGGUUAAGAGAAGCGUACAAUGCAGCCAAAGAUACGCCAUAUUUUGGAAUGUUCGUCUUUGAUGAACCGUAUUUGGUAUUGAAAUCUCCGCAGUUGAUCAAGCAUGUCAUGAUUAAAGAUUUUAACAAUUUCAGUGAUAGAACUGUUGCUUGUCCAGAUCACAAUAACGUUACAAAAAACUUUCUGUUUUUUAUGAGAAAUCCCGAGUGGAAAACUAAUAGAGUUCAGUUGACACCGGUUUUUACUUCUGGAAAAUUGAAGUAUAUGUUUCCGACUGCUGUUUUAGUGAGUGACCGUUUACAAAAAUAUCUAGCCAACAAUCUUGGAGUGUUGGAGGCCAAAGAAAUAGCUGCCAAAUAUUCCACUGAAGCCAUGGCCAGAAGCUUUUUCGGCAUAAAUGCGCAUUGUUUCGACGACGAAAACGCCAUGUUCAGAGUAUUGGGAAGGAAAAUUUUUGAUUUCAGUGUUAGAAACGGCCUCGUAAACACAGCCUACUUUUCAAUGCAAAAAUUGGUUAGACUGUUUCGCAUUAAUAUAUUCGAAAAAUGGGUGUUUGAGUAUUUUAUUGAUAGUUUUACGAAAGCAUUUGAGGCAAGAGAAAAUAGUACGACGCGCAAGAAUGAUUUUAUUGAUAUCUUGAUUGAAUUAAACAAAAAGGAUGGCGGAAAUGGAUUAUUUGAUAUGGACAAAAUUAAUGGUACCGGUCUGCAGUUUUUCGUGGCUGGAUUUGAAACCACAAGUUCAACUAUUUCGUAUACCCUGCACGAAUUAUGCCUAAACAAGACUGUGCAGAAUAAAGUGAGACAAGAAAUCCUAGCCAACAUGAAAGAAAAUGAUGGAUUAACAUACGAAGGCGUCAUGGGAAUGAAAUAUUUGGAUAUGUGUGUCAAAGAGACACUCAGGAAAUAUCCAGCGGUACCAUUUUUGGACAGAAAAUGUGUAAACGAAUGCAAAUUACCCGGAACUGAUUUAAUAUUAGAAAAAGGAGCAUCAGUUUAUAUUCCGUUGGUCGGCUUGCACUAUGACGAAAAAUAUUUUCCAGAACCGGACAAGUACGAUCCAGAAAGAUUUGCUAAUCCAAAAUGCAACAGCGAAGGGUUGGUUUAUCUACCAUUUGGAGAAGGACCAAGAAUGUGUAUAGGCGAGAGACUAGGCAUGUUAACGACGAAACUUGGAAUUAUUUCUGUCCUAACUAAAUUUGAAGUCGAAAGAUGUGCCCAGACACCCGAUCCAGUAAUAUUUGAAGCAAAGAGUCUUGUUCUUCAAUCCACAGUUGGCCUUCCAAUGACAUUUAAAUAUAUCACUCCACCACCAGCUUGA
This is a messenger RNA of Psylliodes chrysocephalus, 1506 nucleotides long. Lineage: Eukaryota; Metazoa; Arthropoda; Insecta; Coleoptera; Chrysomelidae. The record is from the annotation of a GenBank genome assembly.